AUGGUUGUAGAACCCAGCAGCAGCUCAGGCUCAGGCAUGGCCGAUAUUCCCGUCAAGGCUAAUUUGCCCCGAAAAAGUGCCUUUUCAUGUGAGGCCUGUCGGAAGCGUAAGGUGAAAUGCAAUGGUGCUAGUCCAUCAUGUUCUCGCUGUGCCGCACGAGGCGAAACUUGCGUCUAUAGCUUAGCCCCUACAUUAUCCUAUACAAAACAGUUGGAAUCCCGAGUCGCACAGUUGGAAGAGGCUCUGGCCAAGUUCCGCUCGCAGCAACCGUCCGACACUGAGCUGCGGAAAGCAACCUCGCCUGUAUCAACGGGCGGCGGCUCCAGUGCCAGUCCCAGCGUGCGUCAACGGACAAUAAAGGAAGAAGAAGAAGGCAGUGAACAAGAUCUAUCUCAAGACUUUGAAGGCUUGAAGGUCGAAACUGAUGGCCGUAUUUCCUUCCAUGGCCCGACCAGUCUGUUCCAACUGCCCAGUGGCGUCCCAGAAGCGUCGUCGGUGUUCCCUCUGGGUAUGGAGCUGGGGGCUAGGAAGGAACGGUUGAUUAACAAUGCGUGGCGGGAGAGGGCAUUUGAGCAGCUGGCUGCCAUGCCGGAGCCUUUCCAGUAUUUGUUAGAUUCCCACUGGUGUUGGAUCCAGCCUCUAUUUAAUUUUGUCUAUCGUCCUGCCUUUACUCGUGACAUGAAAAUUAAUGGACCCUAUUACUCCGAUAUCCUCCUGAAUGCCCUCAUCUCCCACUCGGUCCGAUGGUGUAAGGCUGAACCGAAGAUCGGCCCGAUCUUGGAGUCAUUCGAUGGCGGUGCACAAUUCUUCCAUCGCGCCAUCUCAAGUGUCCACGACUCCUUGAAAGUCGGAUAUGCGGGCAUCCCGACGAUUCAAACGUUGCUACUUUUGAGCGCACAAGAAUGUGGACGGGGCAAUAGAACUCAGGCCUGGUUGUAUAGCGGCAUGGCGUUCCGAUUGCUAGACGAUUUGGGAAUCUCGAUCGACAGUCGAAAAUACUCUGGUUCCGCGCAGCUGAAUGACGAGGAUAUUGAGAUCCGAAACCGUCUGUUCUGGAGUUGUUAUUUCUGGGAUAAGAUGGUGUCUCUGUAUUUCGGCCGGUCUCCAACGAUGCAACACUCGCGUGUUAGCCCGCCUAGGAUGAUCUGUAAGUCGACGACCCGAAUCUUGGUUUGCCUUGUCUCUAACAGAUGGAUAGUGGACGACACUUCAGAAAUCGAGAUUUGGACACCGCAUGGUGUCAUCUUCCCAGAGGGCAUGCAAUAUCCACCGACCCAAGCGCAUUCGACAUCAUGUUUCAUGAAAAUGUGCGGAUUAGCUGAAAUCCUCAACCAGAUCCUGAUCCACAUCUACGAUCCUAUCCGCCAGAUCUCUGAGGCAGAGUUCUACCAAUGCAUCCAGGAGCAAGCGAAGAACCUGGCUGAUUGGUGGGAGGAUCUGCCUCCUUAUUUGAAAUUGGUGCCAUCUGAUCUGCCGCCGUACAGUCCUCCAAGUCAUAUGGUGAUUCUCAACUGUUUAUACCACACGAUUAACAUCUUACUUCACCGUCCGGUCCUCUGCUCCAAGACGACCAGAGAAUCCUAUGACCAGAGCCAUCUAAUUCAGUGUAUGUCGUCUGCGAUCGCGACUCUCUCGCUAUUCGACUUGUACCGUCGUACCUUUGGCGAUGCGCAUGUGGUUCUCUCGCUCGCCUACAGUGUCUAUACAGCAGCGUCGAUAUUUUUGUUGGAAAUCCAGGCAUUGAAAUACGCCGCACCGGGCACCUUGGACAAACUGAAGUUCUGCAUCAAUGCCCUAGAACGUGUCCGGGUUGCCAAUCCUGUAAUCAACACGGCUCUAGGCCUUAUCUACCAAGAACUCCAGAAACUCCAGAUCGACGUCCCGGUCCCAGUCCCAGCCCCGACACCAACAACCCCAGACCCACAAUCCCAACCUCGGCAUCACAGCCACUCCCCUCAACCCCAGGGUCCUCAUCUACCCGCGAUGGGUCACAUCUUAAACCCCAGCGACACUGAUUCGGGUCACGUGUCCCCCGUCCACCAUCCGCACCACUCGCAUCAUUCAAGCCACCCAUCUUCAUCCAUGGGUACACCCGGGUCCACAGCAUCCGCGUCUAUGCUCCAGGGCUAUAGCUUCCCGCAACAGACGCAGACGGGCUUCGACCUCUCCUCUCACCACCAAUCACACCAGCCACAUCAUCACCAUCACUCGUCUACGGGAGGGCUGCCGCCGCUGGGGGCGACGCAUUUACUGGGCGGGAUGCCGAAUGCUGUAAUGACGUUGGAUAAUACGGGGACUUAUGAGAUUACGCCGGAGGUUUUUGAGGCGUUUUCAUAUGCAGAGCCUAUUACGACGAAUAUGCCUGGCUUUGGUUGA
Molecule: messenger RNA, 2376 nt
Organism: Aspergillus chevalieri
Lineage: Eukaryota; Fungi; Ascomycota; Eurotiomycetes; Eurotiales; Aspergillaceae
Product: putative C6 transcription factor
Exons: 7
Coding region: 1-2376 (791 amino acids)
Biological process (GO): DNA-templated transcription; regulation of DNA-templated transcription
Molecular function (GO): DNA-binding transcription factor activity, RNA polymerase II-specific; zinc ion binding; DNA binding
Source: RefSeq, a predicted model, not a curated record